AUGGUGAGCAAGGAGGGUGGCAAAUGCAUGCUCACCAACUCAGAGUCUGACUCGGAGGCAGCGCCCUUGCCCUCCACCUCGCUGGCGCUGGAGGUGAAGUAUUCCCUGGAAGCCAGUCGACAGGUGAGGAAGAGAAACAAGGCCCUGCAAGUGCGUUUCAAGGAUAUCUGCGAGGCCCAGAACGAGCAGAGGGAGGCGGAGCUGCAGGCAGCGGGCAAAGGCAGCAAGCCCAUCUCCUACAAAGUGGCGUACCGCAAGUACAUGACCGUCCCCGCCCGCCGCUCCAUCCCCAACGUCACGAGGAGCACCGGCGUGCAGACGUCCCCCGACCUGAAGAAGCGCUAUCAGACCUUUCCCUUUGAGCGCAAGAAAGGCCACACCUUUAAACACGUGGCGGCCGUGGAAACCUAUAAAGGUCAGAACAACGGUUUUGUCAUGGAGGUGAAGCAGUCCAAGGCUGCCGAGCAGGGUUUAGAUGAAGAGGAGGAGGGAGCCUGCGGGGGGAGCGGAGUCCGGAGGACCAGGGCUCUGCUCCAUACUAAUGAGUGCAUCGCCACAGUGGAGCAGCACACUGCACCUGAUGGCCUGUGCUCUGACGCUCUGCAGCUCAGUUGCUCUGCAGACACGGACUGCCUUGCAGACACACAGAGGGGAAGUGGAGCCGGAGCACAGGCCGAGUACGCGCUCUGCAGUGUCCCGUCCAAAGCCAGGGCAGGAUUACAACACAGGGAGGCCGACACGGACCGCUCGGCCGCCAGGCAGCUGCUCGUUUUGGAGGAGGGCUCGUCCCGGACCCUGCCGGACAGGGCCUCCAAGGUUACGGGCCCCAUCGCCUGGAACUCCCUCACGCAGGUGGAGUGCCUGGACAGUCCGUCGGUGCGUAGCAAGCGGAAGAAAGCCCUGCAGCUCAACGGGCUGCAGAGUGAGACGCUACCACGUUCUAGCAGAGGCUGUACGACGCAGGCACAGUGCCACACGGGAACGUUGUCCGCUCGGCCUUUACGGGGCAUGGACGAGCCUCUGACACCCUGCGGAGGUGGCGAGGCUCGUGGGGCGGCGCUCGACCAAACACAGGAGGCCUGCAAGCAAAUAGUGCCUAUUAAUCAGGACGGGGAUGUUAAAGCACAGCUCCUGGCCAUGGAAAACCUCAUCAGCUCUAGCCAGGAGACCAUCAAGGUGCUGCUGGGGGUCAUCCAGGAACUGGAGAAGGGGGAGGCCCACAGAGAAGGACUGUCCUAUCGAACCGGACAGGACACGGCCAACUGCGACACAUGCCGGAACAGCGCAUGCAUUAUUUACAGUGUGGAGCUGGACUUCAAGCAGCAGGAGGACAAGCUGCAGCCGCUGAUGAUGAGGCUUUGCCCAAUGGUAGAGGGCCACUUCCCCUCCCUGCCUUACCCCCAGGAGGCCUUCACCUCCACCCCGAAACGCAAGUCCAAAGCUGACUCCAAGAAGCACGCUCGCUGGAAACUCUGGUUCCUGUGA
This is a messenger RNA of Anoplopoma fimbria (sablefish), 1485 nucleotides long. Its product is annotated as inhibitory synaptic factor 2A. Gene Ontology annotation, biological process: inhibitory postsynaptic potential. Gene Ontology annotation, cellular component: postsynaptic density. NCBI's taxonomy places the organism in Eukaryota, Metazoa, Chordata, Actinopteri, Perciformes, Anoplopomatidae. The coding region runs from base 1 to 1485 and encodes 494 amino acids. The record is from RefSeq and is a predicted model, not a curated record. The transcript has 3 exons.